AUGUCGGACUGGGACACCACGACGGUCAUCGGCCGCAACACGCGCGGCGGCCAGUCGGGCGGCGGCGGCGGCGCGCGCCAGGGCCCCACGGCCUACGAGCGUGCCAAGGCCGUUGGCGCCAUCACGGAGAACGACCGCAAGGUCGCCGCCGGCACGAACAAGGCACACAGCGGCGUCGACCACGCACACCUGGCCAAGCUGGACCGUGAGAACGAGGUGGCGCCGCCGGCAAAGGUGGCGCCGAGCGUGGGCAAGGCGAUUGCACAGUCGCGGCAGGAGAAGGGCCUGACGCAGAAGGACCUCGGCACCAAGAUCAACGAGAAGCCGCAGGUGAUUGCCGAGUACGAGAGCGGCAAGGCGAUUCCGAACCCCGCCAUUCUUGCCAAGCUCGAGCGCGCACUGGGCGUGAAGCUGCGCGGCAAGGACAUUGGCGCACCGCUGGGCGGCCCCAAGAAGUCCUAG
Messenger RNA from Tilletiopsis washingtonensis, 462 nucleotides. RefSeq names its product putative MBF1-multi protein bridging factor mediates GCN4-dependent transcriptional activation. The coding region runs from base 1 to 462 and encodes 153 amino acids. The transcript has 4 exons. The record is from RefSeq and is a predicted model, not a curated record. NCBI's taxonomy places the organism in Eukaryota, Fungi, Basidiomycota, Exobasidiomycetes, Entylomatales. Gene Ontology annotation, molecular function: DNA binding. Gene Ontology annotation, cellular component: nucleus.